Messenger RNA from Nyctereutes procyonoides (raccoon dog), 2320 nucleotides. RefSeq names its product ubiquitin conjugating enzyme E2 D2 (gene UBE2D2). Gene Ontology annotation, molecular function: ubiquitin conjugating enzyme activity. Gene Ontology annotation, cellular component: nucleus. NCBI's taxonomy places the organism in Eukaryota, Metazoa, Chordata, Mammalia, Carnivora, Canidae. Gene Ontology annotation, biological process: ubiquitin-dependent protein catabolic process; protein K48-linked ubiquitination. The record is from RefSeq and is a predicted model, not a curated record. The coding region runs from base 324 to 680 and encodes 118 amino acids. The transcript has 8 exons.
CGCGGUCACUGAGGCGGCCUCGCGCCCCCUCGCCCCUUCCCCGUCCCUCCCCUGUCCCCGUCCCCGCCCCGGGGGCCACCGCCACCCGUCUCCCACGAUGGCUUUGAAGAGAAUCCACAAGGAAUAUGAUUUCCAAUGAAGAGAUAUGCAGGGAUAACAACAGUGCCUUACAUUAUUCCUGAAGAAUAUCUAUUUUCCAGAGGAUUUAAAAUGAAUCACUAUUAAAUAAAACAGAACAGUAAAACCUCUGAAAGCCUCAGGAAUUGAAUGACCUGGCACGGGACCCCCCAGCUCAGUGUUCAGCAGGUCCUGUUGGAGAUGAUAUGUUCCAUUGGCAGGCUACAAUAAUGGGGCCAAAUGACAGUCCCUAUCAGGGUGGAGUAUUUUUCUUGACAAUUCAUUUCCCAACAGAUUACCCCUUCAAGCCACCUAAGGUUGCGUUUACAACAAGAAUUUAUCAUCCAAAUAUUAACAGUAAUGGCAGCAUUUGUCUUGAUAUUCUCCGGUCACAGUGGUCUCCAGCACUAACUAUUUCAAAAGUACUCUUGUCCAUCUGUUCUCUGUUGUGUGAUCCCAAUCCAGAUGAUCCUUUAGUGCCUGAGAUUGCUCGGAUCUACAAAACAGAUAGAGAAAAGUACAACAGAAUAGCUCGGGAAUGGACUCAGAAGUAUGCGAUGUAAUUAAAGAAAUUAUUGGAUAACCUCUACAAAUAAAGAUAGGGGAACUCUGAAAGAGAAAGUCCUUUUGAUUUCCAUUUGACUGCUUUCUAUGAGCCCACGCCUCAUCUUCCCCUGUGCACAUGUUUACCUGAUACAGCAGUGCUGCGUGUUGUACAUACUGGGAACAACAAACUAGAAAUACUGUACUUCUGUACCAACAUUGCCUCCUAGCAGAGAAGUGUGUGUGUGACAAGCCAGUUCUCCAAGCAUAACCUAGGUGUGAGACUAAAAGUUUUCCUUAUUGACUUAAAUUUGGAUAAUGGCAAGGUGAGGGGUGGUAGGUAUGUUGUAUGCUUGGAUGGGGAAGAAAAGCUCCACUGACCUGUAGGAGAUUGUUUUUAAGUGGAAUUCUUUUUAACUCAGAACAGUUAUGAAAAGCAAGGUGAAGAACAUGAAGCUGUUUCUGUAUUCAUUUUAUUCCGAAGAACCUACGUCUUAGGUGAAAGUUAUGACCAACCAGAUUAAACUCUACCCACAUCCUGUAUUUUAAGGUCUAAGUUUAACUGGUCAACAUUUAAAAUGGAUUGGAGCUAUUAGUACAUAAAGUGUGAUGGGCUUUGGUCCCACAUCUUUUGCAUCUACCCACCCUUCAACCUUUGUCCUUCAGCCCCCUUCUCUCUUCCACAUUCUUUGGUUUGUAUGUGGUUUCUCAGUUAAUAUAUAGCUAAUAGCUCUUAUUUUUCUUAUGUUUUUAACUGCUUAGGUCUAUCUGGAUGUAAGGGUGAAAAUUCAUUUGAUGGAAAUACUUGUGUAUAUUUAAAGACCCAAUUGCUCCUCUGGAGCUUGUACGUUCAAGAAUGAUUAAUCUGUGUAAUAAACUGAUUACUACAGUCAUUACAUAUAAUUUCGUGUGAAUAGGCUUUUUUGAUUUUUAGAACUUUGUUUAGCAGAGAUUAGUGGUGGGUUUUCCCCACCCCUAAUGUUUUAAUGAAAAUAUUUUCAUUUUUCCUGGUUGCAUUUCAAAAUCAUGAAACAAUUCCAGUUUACAUAGUCAAAAGGAUAUCUUGAAAGUAAUUUUACUGAACAAGAUAAGGGCAUAAGCUGAAAAGCAGUUCCAUGAAACUUACGUGUGUAGUAUUCCAGGAACAUGACUGUUAAACUAAAUAAGAAAUCUGCUUUAUUAAUGAAACUAAGCUGCAUUUCACCAAAACCUUGUGACAUUCCCUUGGUACAUAGGACAUAAAACAAAGGCAUUGCUAUUUGGUAAGUUAAGCUUCUGUGAUUGUGAUUGUAAAAGAGCACCAUUGACCGAACCUGGGAAACAGCACAAUCUUGUAUUGGAGAGUCUACAUAAUUACUUUGCACUGACAUUGAAGGAUGUUCAUCCAAUUUUACAUUGUACUGUAUGUGGCUUUUUGAAGUCUUCCCUCGACUCUAGUAAAUUGUAGUUUGAAACUUGUAAACAACUGUGUUUGCCAGAAACAUCGUUCGUGUGAACUAGGCAAGUUACCUUUUCCCCCUCAUUCUCCUAAUCUAAUUGUAAACCAGGCCACCCUGAAGGCCAUGGCUGAUGCUCUCUAGCCAUCAGGUUCUUUCAAAUGCAUCUUUACACUCUUGCACAAAAAUUGAGGAAUAAAUGUCCACUGCUUUUGGUUUUAAAA